UUGUUGGGCAGAGCCAGAUGAACGACCAUGCUGUGAGGAGAUCCUCUCCCGCUUGCUUGAUUGCGAGUACUCUCUCUGCUGAUUUGAUUUCUUUUUGUAUAGGAACCACAGGGAGUGAGUGAGGGAGGAACCAUGAAGGACACAAUCAGGUGCUGCAUCUCCUGCAUUCUUCCCUGUGGAGCUCUUGAUGUUAUCCGAGUAAUACAUUCAGAUGGGCGUGUGGAAGAAUUCAGCCGGAUAAUCCAAGCAGGCGAAGUCAUGAAGGCAAAUCCAAAGCAUGUAUUGAGGAAACCAUCCACUUCAUCUGAGACUGAUCAUAAUGGUGUUACUCCAAAAACUGUGAUUUUACCACCAGAUGCAGAGCUUCAACGUGGGAAAAUUUACUUCCUCAUGCCUGUGUCUUUGCUUCCAGAGAAGAACCAGUCGGGAUCAUCAGCAAGACAGAGGAGAAGAGAAGAGGACAACAAUGGAAGUUCCAUCUCAGUGACAAAAAAACUUCUUUUAUCUGAUCAGUACUUGAGUGAGAUCCUUUCUGAGAAGAUAUCCACACAAAGAGAUCAAAAGCGAGGGCGUGUUGGUGUCUGGAGGCCCCAUUUGGACAGCAUAUCUGAGAAUCCGUCUGAUCUUUAAGAACUGGUUUUGAAUCCUUUGACCUUCGUUUUAGCAGAUGAUCAAUCUAUUUGUAUAUAAACAUCAGAUAUCUUUUCAGUUUUGUUUUGGUUUGCCUUUUUUUUUUCUUUUUUCUUCAUAGUGUCUGGUUUUUUAUGGGAAGAUUCUGAGCAGUUCUGAUAGGAUCUCUUGUACUUGGGAACUGCAUGACUCUCUGAGUUUAGGUGGUUUUGAGCUCUGUCAUGUUAGUUACAGAGGAUCAAAGAAGAGAGAGAGAGAGAGAGAGAGAGAGAGAGAGAGAGAGCUUUCAGUUUCUAUUUCUCUUUGUGAUAAACUACUUAUUAUCAACAAAAAGAAGAAAGGGAAGAAAGUGUGGUUAUUAGUAGUUUACCUUAAAAAACGAAUAAAAUUAGGAGGAUGAUUAUUAUCAUAAUACAAUCUCUAAAUUCAUCAAA
This is a messenger RNA of Macadamia integrifolia, 1064 nucleotides long. RefSeq lists its product as uncharacterized. The coding region runs from base 133 to 630 and encodes 165 amino acids. The transcript has 2 exons. The record is from RefSeq and is a predicted model, not a curated record. NCBI's taxonomy places the organism in Eukaryota, Viridiplantae, Streptophyta, Magnoliopsida, Proteales, Proteaceae.